CCAAUCUCUAUAACUCAUACGGGUAGAACAAGUAUCCUAACGAUCAUUAAACAAAGAACUAACUACCAACAGGUUGAUGAUUAAUUAUUGAACAAAAGAAUCUUAAGUAAACAAAUCUAGUAAUCGUUAGUGGGAAGCCUGUAAUCUCUAUGAUGUACUAUACUAUAUACAUAGACCUUUGGUGAGCAAAGUAAACUCCAUCUAUAUAUCACCACAAAACAAAACAAGAAAAUGGCUUCGUGGAACCAUCAGCUCUUGAAAUGUUGUAUUCUUCUAGCUUUACUUGUGAUGGUGCAGGCUCAAACCAACCGGAAACUUCUUGACAACAACACACCUGCUGCAUCAUACUCUUAUUUCAAGCAUCCAUCGAUGGAUUCUCGUCAAGAUUAUCUUCCUUCUUCCCACCGUUCACUUGGUGCUCAAUAUUACCAGAGAUCACCACCUCCACCACCACCAAAGAAAAAAGGAUAGAAAAAAAACGGUAUCUAAUCUAAACCAGUGGUCGUGGAGAAGACUCGUGUAAGUUGGUGUCAUGUUUGGAAAUAACAUUUUAUGUUCUCAUGUUUGUUUCUUUAUUCAUAUGUUUUUCCAAAGCAAUAUCUGUGUUUAUUUUCUCUGCUUAUCUCUUG
This is a messenger RNA of Eruca vesicaria subsp. sativa (arugula), 629 nucleotides long. The record is from the annotation of a GenBank genome assembly. Lineage: Eukaryota; Viridiplantae; Streptophyta; Magnoliopsida; Brassicales; Brassicaceae.